Scophthalmus maximus (turbot) is the source of this 2317-nucleotide messenger RNA. Its product is annotated as ly6/PLAUR domain-containing protein 1-like. The record is from RefSeq and is a predicted model, not a curated record. The transcript is spliced from 4 exons. Gene Ontology annotation, biological process: acetylcholine receptor signaling pathway. The coding region runs from base 453 to 884 and encodes 143 amino acids. NCBI's taxonomy places the organism in Eukaryota, Metazoa, Chordata, Actinopteri, Pleuronectiformes, Scophthalmidae. Gene Ontology annotation, molecular function: acetylcholine receptor inhibitor activity.
AAAAACAACCAAAUUAUACUAAUUGAAGGUUAAAGAAAAAGGCCAUAGGUCACUGAUUUUAAUGUGGGAAUCAUUGGGCAAUAUGUGUGGAAAUAUUCAUUAGGAGUUGAAACCUGCUGCUCGUGGUGGACAGUAAGUCCUGCACAAUGUGACAGUAAUCAGUUCACGAAGACGAGGUUGACUGAGGUGCGGGAAUAGCAAGCGUGCGCGCUCCGCGUCACGUCGCUCACCUCAUGGUUCCUUGCGCUCCCCGCGUCGCGGAUCCUCCACCCCUGCACUCCGCCGGACGGGGCUGUUGCUGCUCGCACUGUGAGGCUACAGGCAGCCGAGAGGAUGCGCGGAUCCGCGAGCGUGUGCGUCCUCCGCAGCCUCCACCCCCCCAUCCCCAGUCCGAACUGAAGUUUCGCCCGGUCUGAUGUGUUUCCCCACCCGAGUGCCAUUUGCGGGGGAGAAUGCGUCUUCUCGCCUUCGCGACUUUAUUCGGAGUCCUUCUCGACGCAGGAGAUGCCCUUCAGAUCCAGUGCUACCAGUGUGAGGAGAUGAAGCACAACGACUGCUCCACGCCGGAGUACGUCGUCAACUGCACCGUCAACGUGCAGGACAUGUGCCAGAAGGAGGUGCUGGUCAAACCCGAUGGGAUACAUUACCGGAAGUCCUGCGCCUCCUCCGGGGCCUGCCUCAUCGCCUCCUCCGGCUACCAGCAGUUCUGCACCGGGAGGCUGAACUCGGUCUGCAUCUCCUGCUGCAACACGCCGCUCUGCAAUGGGCCGAAGAGGAAGCGCCCCGUCCCCUCGGCAGCGCCGCCCGGACCGCGGACGAGUCGGCCUCUUCGUCUCCUCCUGGCCGCUUCCCUGCUGCCACUCGUUCUCCUCCGGCUGACGUAGACGGCAGCGUCGAGUUUCCACUGCACAGUUCACCCAGGAGCCAGGACCAGUGAUCACUGCUGUGACAUUGUGAUGGAGCAGACUUGGGGACACGAUGCUGGCUUUUUAAAUCUUCUCAGCGUCAUGAAUCUGAUCGAUAUUUAACACCCCAACCACUGAGAAUGACGCUGCAGAACUGGAAGCCAGAAGCAUACCGAGCGUUACGAGUCAUGUGUUGCCAGAGAAGGGACCGUCCAGUCUGCAUCUCCCUAUUUCCUUUGCUUUUUGUGAAGUGGAGCGCUUUUGUGAAGAACCUGCUCUGAGGUCGUUGUUACACGCUGUAAAAAGUGCUCGAAGAUGAUGAGUUUUCAUGUUUUGGGCUUUCUUUGAUUCGUGGCUUGACGCAGCCCCAACCAUUGAUGCUCUAGUUGAUCAGACUUGACGAUUUUAUGUAUUUUUAAAUGGAAUAUAACAGAAGUGAUCGUACAAACUACUUCUUUUCUUCCUAUGUUAUGGUGGUGAAGGCACUUUGACUAUGGCACUUUGAUUCAGAUGAAUGAGGUUCCUGAGGUCCUCUUGCAGCACAUUCCCCUUCAUAUUUAUGCAUAUUUCCCACUGCCAUAUAGUAUUGAUUGACAUUUUAUUGCAGGGAAGACUCUAAAAACGGCUUUGUGUUUUGCUAAUUCAUGAAAUUGGUUGAAUGAAUUCUUCCAUACAAUCAGUCCAUUAGAGAUCAUAUAGAGACAUUAAUAAUUCAUAUACUUUUUUAAAAUAAGAUAUUGACCUAUCUUAGAGCUAAUCAUGAAAAAAAUGUGUUACAUAGACAUAGUGGAGAAGCUAUAAGCACAAGUAAAUUUUCUUCAGGGUGAAAUCAGCCAUAUUUCCCUUAGGAUUAUACAGUAUAUCUUUAGGACUUAUAUUUGUCCAAAUCAUAGCUAGUGAUGCAUGUAGCCUCUGCUGGAAACUGUAUUUAUAAACUAUGCCAAUGAAAAAUUAUGGAUCAUAUUUCCAUGUUCAGCAGGGCAUUUUCGGAAAUUAAACCUAACCCAUUUAUUUGUAUCCUAAAGUUGUAUUUUAGUGCUUGCAUAUUUUUUUUUCAAUCUGUACAGUAUUAUAUUUAUAUGUAGUGAAUGUUCUGUAUAGACAUCAUUGACGCGGACAUUCUCUCAUUGUCAUAAAUUUAUGUAACGUCUCGAGAAGAAGAGCAAAUAAAAAAGAAAUUACACCGAGGUUCCAUCUGAUGGUUUCAAUUACACAACGACCUCGCAUCAUUAUGAUAUUGUUUUAAUAUUAAAAAAGAAUGGCGUUAAAUAAUAAUAAUAAUAUUUUUUUUUCAGACAGAGAUGGAUCAUCUGAUGAAUGUACAUGGCAGCGUUUUUGACUGGUCUUCUGUGAAGAGUAUCACUGUAUUCUGCUGACUUGUGAUGUAAAUAAAUGUUGCCGGAAAAAAUGGA